GGCUGUGAGCAGGGCAGGCCGGCAAUAGUUGCCCUCAGCACCCAGGAUGCAGCGGGCCAAGGAGGCGAUGAAGGUGUCAGAUGGCAGCCUCCUGGGGGACCCCGGGAGCACACCGCUGAGCAAGAAGCAGGGUGUCAAGUGGCAGAGGCCAAGGCUCACCCGCCAGGCCCUGAUGCGGUGCUGCUUGGUCAAGUGGAUCCUGUCCAGCGCUGCCCCUCAGGGCUCAGAUAGCAGCGACAGUGAGGUGGAGCUGUCCAUGGUGCGCCACCAGCCAGAGGGGCUGGAGCAGCUGCAGGCACAGACCAAGUUCACCAAGAAGGAGCUGCAGUCCCUCUAUAGGGGCUUCAAGAACGAGUGUCCCUCGGGCCUGGUGGAUGAAGACACCUUCAAACUCAUUUACGCACAGUUCUUCCCUCAGGGAGAUGCCACCACGUACGCGCACUUCCUCUUCAAUGCCUUCGAUGCUGACAGGAACGGGGCCAUCUGCUUCGAGGACUUUGUGGUUGGCCUCUCCGUCCUCCUGCGAGGAACAGUCCAGGAGAAGCUCAAGUGGGCCUUUAACCUCUAUGACAUUAACAAAGAUGGCUACAUCACCAAGGAGGAGAUGCUGGCCAUCAUGAAGUCCAUCUAUGACAUGAUGGGCCGGCACACCUAUCCCCUCCUGCGGGAGGAUGCGCCUCUGGAGCACGUGGAGAGGUUCUUCCAGAAAAUGGACCGGAAUCAGGACGGGGUAGUGACCAUGGAUGAGUUCCUGGAGACCUGUCAGAAGGACCAGAACAUCAUGACCUCCAUGCAGCUGUUCGAGAACGUCAUCUAG
Messenger RNA from Molossus molossus (Pallas's mastiff bat), 817 nucleotides. It is a transcript of the gene KCNIP3, whose product is annotated as potassium voltage-gated channel interacting protein 3. The record is from RefSeq and is a predicted model, not a curated record. Lineage: Eukaryota; Metazoa; Chordata; Mammalia; Chiroptera; Molossidae. Gene Ontology annotation, biological process: negative regulation of transcription by RNA polymerase II; regulation of potassium ion transmembrane transport. Bases 47 to 817 code for a protein of 256 amino acids. Gene Ontology annotation, cellular component: voltage-gated potassium channel complex; nucleus. Gene Ontology annotation, molecular function: potassium channel regulator activity; RNA polymerase II cis-regulatory region sequence-specific DNA binding; DNA-binding transcription repressor activity, RNA polymerase II-specific. The transcript has 9 exons.